AAUGUUCGGAUGCCAAGGCCGCGGCGCCCUGUCUGUGGUCCAUGGGGGCCGCCAUGUUGCGUGUGGCAUAGUUACCCCCUAUUUCCCUGGCCCAGGCUGUGUCAGUAUAAGAGCUGACACUCUAAUACAUUAUACGGCUGGUUAUACCCAGCGUCCUGUGCCAACGCUGUGCCUGCUACCCUACAGCCCUGAUCCAGAGCAACAGCUCAGGAGGGAACAGCCAAAGUCAACAGGAAAGAGGUGCUGCAGCAGCUGUACCAACAGCCAGAUGGCAGCGGUCCCAGAUGCUGGGGAAGGAGCCUGGGGGCGGAAGCGACUUUUCCUCAACAACUAGUGCGCAGCCGGUAUCUCACUUCCCCCAUGGCCAGGAUAUUAGGCGGUGUAAACCUGCGACGUGUCCUCUCCUGUAAGUCACGCGGUGCUGUACGGAACAUGGCCUCCCUACAGGAAGAUGCUCACCGUAUAUUUUGGAGUGCGGUCUCUGCCGUCUUACCUCCCCGCAUGUUACGGAGGGCCCUGGCUGUGAGGGAGACGGGCAGCUCCUCGGUCCUGGAGUGUGGUGGGAAGGAGUUCACCCUGGACAAGAACCUCUUCAUGGUGGGGUUUGGAAAAGCGGUGCUGGGCAUGGCAGCUGCUGCAGAACGGAUUGUGGGAAGGCAUUUGGUGCAGGGGGUGAUUAGUAUACCACAAGGAAUGGAGGACAGCCUAAAGCAAGCCGGAAAAAGGGAUAUGCUGCUGUCUCCUGGGUCGCGAGUCCGUGUGAUGGAAGGAGCCGCAAACAAUAUGCCUGACGAGGCCGCAAUAAGAGCUGCAGGGGAGAUCCGGGACCUGGCUGAGAGGUUGGAGGAGAACCAUCUACUGCUGGUGCUCAUCUCAGGUGGAGGUUCGGCCCUCCUGCCAGCACCUGUACCACCCCUAACCCUGCAGGACAAACAGACAGUGACCCAGCAGCUGGCUCUGAGAGGUGCAACCAUACAGGAGCUGAACACUCUGCGGAGAGCCCUGUCAGAGCUGAAAGGUGGAGGACUGGCUAGGGUAGCGCACCCCGCCCAGGUGGUCAGCCUGAUCCUGUCUGAUGUUAUUGGAGAUGACCUGGAAGUCAUUGCGAGUAGCCCCACCGUCUGCAGCUCUCACAGCACAGAGGACUGCCUGCAGAUACUGAGUAAGUACGGACUGAGAGACUCCAUGCCGGAGGCGGUAGAGGAAGUGUUGCGCUCCAGGUCACACGUGGAACACCCUGACCAUUUCAGCCACGUCCACAACAUUCUCAUUGGGUCCAACCUCAUUGCACUGCGCGAGGCAGAGGAGGAGGCUAAGACGUUGGGUUACGUUACCCUGCUCCUCUCUACUGCCAUCAGUGGGGAUGUUAAAUGCGUCUCACGUUUUUAUGCCCUCUUGGCCGAAGUCAUCUGCUCGGUUCUGAUGUCCAGUCCUCAGCAGCAGGAGAUGGAACAAGACCUCCUGGCUCUGGCUUCUCAGAUGGACAUUCCCGACCUGAACCUUGCGGGCCGCCUGCAGGAGCUGAAAGCGUCCGGGAACGUAGAUGCCAUCUGCGUCCUCUUUGGGGGCGAGACCACGGUCCAGGUUCAGGGAAAGGGCAAAGGAGGCAGAAACCAGGAGCUGGCGCUGCGGGUGGCCACAGAGUGGCACAAAGAUCAGACUACCAUGAAGGGCUGUGAGGUAAUAUUCCUGAGUGGGGGCACAGACGGUCAGGACGGACCCACCGAGGCCGCUGGGGCUUUCGCCUACCCGCAGCUGGUGACACAUGCUCUGGAGAGUGGUCUGGAUGCCGAUCAUUCCCUAAUCCUCAGUGAUUCAAAUGGCUUCUUCAGUCACUUCCGCGACGGCAAGUAUCUCCUGGUAACGGGAUUAACUGGGACCAACGUGAUGGAUGUGCAGAUGCUGCUGGUACGGAGACACCUACAAUGACUCUCAUUCCAGAGGACAAUGGCCAAAAGUGACACGCAACAUCCAGCAAGUACUUGACAUAUAUAUGCAAAUAAAAAAGUACAUAUUGCACUAAUAAACAACCUUAGGCUACG
Molecule: messenger RNA, 2042 nt
Organism: Pseudophryne corroboree (corroboree frog)
Lineage: Eukaryota; Metazoa; Chordata; Amphibia; Anura; Myobatrachidae
Gene: GLYCTK
Product: glycerate kinase
Exons: 6
Coding region: 361-1929 (522 amino acids)
Biological process (GO): protein phosphorylation
Cellular component (GO): cytoplasm
Molecular function (GO): glycerate kinase activity
Source: RefSeq, a predicted model, not a curated record